Neoarthrinium moseri is the source of this 759-nucleotide messenger RNA. RefSeq lists its product as uncharacterized. The transcript is spliced from 3 exons. Gene Ontology annotation, cellular component: cytosolic large ribosomal subunit. Gene Ontology annotation, biological process: maturation of LSU-rRNA from tricistronic rRNA transcript (SSU-rRNA, 5.8S rRNA, LSU-rRNA). NCBI's taxonomy places the organism in Eukaryota, Fungi, Ascomycota, Sordariomycetes, Amphisphaeriales, Apiosporaceae. The coding region runs from base 1 to 759 and encodes 252 amino acids. Gene Ontology annotation, molecular function: structural constituent of ribosome; RNA binding. The record is from RefSeq and is a predicted model, not a curated record.
AUGGCCGCCACCAAGCCCACUACCGUCCCCACCAACGACCAGAUCUUGGUCCCUGAGACUCUCCUCAAGAAGCGCAAGAGCCAGGAGAAGGCUCGCGCCGAGAAGUCCGCCGAGGCCGACAAGAAGAAGACCUCCAACAAGGAGAAGCGCCAGGUCGUCUUCAAGCGUGCCGAGAAGUACGUCAAGGAGUACCGUGACGCCGAGCGCGAGAAGGUCCGCCUUGCCCGCAUCGCCAAGCAGGAUGGUGCCUUCCAGGUUCCUGCUGAGGACAAGCUGAUCUUCGUCAUCCGCAUCAAGGGUAUCAACAAGAUCGCCCCCAAGCCCCGCAAGAUCCUCCAGCUCCUGCGUCUGCUCCAGAUCAACAACGGUGUCUUCGUCAAGGUCACCAAGGCCACCACCGAGAUGCUCAAGAUCGUCGAGCCCUGGAUCGCCUACGGUUACCCCAACCUCAAGACCGUCAAGGAGCUCGUCUACAAGCGUGGUUACGGAAAGGUCAACAAGCAGCGCGUUGCCCUCACCGACAACACCAUCAUCGAGGAGAACCUCGGCAAGUACGGCAUCGUCUGUAUGGAGGAUCUGAUCCACGAGAUCUACACCGUCGGCCCCAACUUCAAGCAGGCCUCCAACUUCCUCUGGCCCUUCAAGCUCUCCAACCCCAACGGUGGUUUCCGCACCCGCAAGUUCAAGCACUUCAUCGAGGGUGGUGACCUUGGCAACCGUGAGGACAAGAUCAACGCUCUCGUCCGCCAGAUGAACUAA